AUGACACGAAUAUCCAUCGGCUCGCGUCCGCCUGUCCGAAUUCACCUUCAGGGUGAAGGAAGACAUUAUCUGCUCAGCAAGCGGUUUUGCCGGCAAUUUUGCAUCAGUUCAGUUGUCAAUAUGCUUGUCUUUGCGAAACGCGUCUCACCUCAUGCUACGGCUAGCUCCCUGCGCUUCAGAAUCUCAACUAGCAGGCCGCUUGGUAGAUCCCGUGCCUUAUCAACCUUGGCCGUUUUGGAACAACGAGAUGGCGAGUUAGUCCAAGGCUCGCUGAAUGCCAUCACUGCAGCAAAGAAAGUAGGAGGGACAGUUCAUGGGUUUAUCGCUGGUGUCAAUAUCUCCGCUGCAGCCCAGCAAGCUGCCAAAGUUAGCGGCGUUGACCAGGUUAUUCAAGUGGACAACAAAGCAUAUGAUAAGGGUCUCCCAGAAAUUCAUGCGCCAUUGCUAGCGGAGACUGUCAAAAAGGGAAACUACACUCAUGUUAUCGCUGGCCACACUGCUUUCGGCAAGAAUCUCCUGCCCAGAGUGGCUGCGUUAUUGGAUUCUCAACAGGUUUCCGAUAUUAUUGCGAUCGAAGAUGACAAAACUUUUGUGCGUCCUAUAUAUGCGGGGAAUGCUAUUGCUACGGUCGAAUCUUCAGACGCAAUCAAGGUCAUAACGAUACGCGGGACUGCCUUCGCUGCAGCUACUCCCGAGUCAGGAUCUGCUGUAAUCGUCGACGGCCUUGAUGGUGUUAGCGACCUUGACACCAAGUCAGAUUCGCUGACCCAAUGGGUAUCUGAGGAUUUGGCCAAAUCUGAUCGACCAGACUUGGCCACCGCGCGCAAAGUUGUGUCGGGAGGUCGGGGUUUGAAAUCGAAAGAAGACUUCGAUAAGGUCAUUUUGCCACUUGCCGAUGCGCUAGGGGCUGCCGUAGGCGCUUCGAGGGCUGCUGUUGAUAGCGGCUAUGCUGACAAUAGCCUUCAAGUUGGCCAAACAGGCAAGGUUGUAGCUCCUCAGCUCUACAUGGCAGUUGGAAUUUCCGGUGCGAUACAGCAUCUAGCUGGCAUGAAAGACAGCAAAGUUAUUGCUGCGAUUAACAAGGACGCCGACGCACCAAUUUUCCAGGUUGCAGACGUGGGCCUCGUAGGAGAUUUGUUUACCAAGGUUCCAGAGCUUACAGAGAAAGUGAAGAGCAAGUAA
Ustilaginoidea virens is the source of this 1182-nucleotide messenger RNA. RefSeq lists its product as uncharacterized. NCBI's taxonomy places the organism in Eukaryota, Fungi, Ascomycota, Sordariomycetes, Hypocreales, Clavicipitaceae. Gene Ontology annotation, cellular component: mitochondrion. The transcript is spliced from 2 exons. Gene Ontology annotation, molecular function: flavin adenine dinucleotide binding; electron transfer activity. The record is from RefSeq and is a predicted model, not a curated record. Bases 1 to 1182 code for a protein of 393 amino acids.